GUUUAUCUAGAUAACACUCAAACACCCAUUAACAAAUUAGACACAGUUUACGCUUUCCCUCAAUCUCGAACAAGGAAAACGCCCACAGCUCGAGUUCAAACAACUGUGAGACUGAUAUUAGCAGAGCUGGAAAAUAAAAACAAAUGGUUUUAAUUUGGAUAGAGCUCGGGGAAUGAACAAAAGAGCAGAUCACACUGCCACAGAUACAUGAAGGGAGAGUUUUCCAUGCAAAUACAAGGAGAAACAGCAUGAGGCCGUCAGAAGAGGUCCAGCAACAGGACAAGAACAUCAACAACUACACUCGGAUCUCUUCUAAUUACGAUGAUCUCGAUGUUCAGAGGGAUCUUAACGUUACACAAAUCACCGUCCCCGAGAAACAAGGCUUGAGGAAGUUGCUAGCUUAUUUAGGGCCUGGUUUCUUGGUUGCAAUUGCUUAUGUAGAUCCUGGGAACUUUGAAAGUGAUCUUCAAGCAGGUGCUCUUUAUAAAUAUGAGCUUCUUUGGGUACUCUUACUGGCUACUAUAUCUGGCGCUCUGAUCCAAUCGCUAGCUUCAAAUUUAGGUGUUGUGACUGGUAAACAUUUAGCUGAACAUUGUCGAGCAGAAUAUCCUACAGAAAUAAACUACAUACUCUGGGUACUGGCUGAACUGGCUGUUGUCGCUAGUGAUAUUCCAGAAGUUAUUGGGACAGCAUAUGCCUUAAAUAUGUUGUUCCAUCUUCCACUGUGGCUGGGAGUUAUCUUGGCAGGAUUUAGUACUCUGAUUUUUCUUGCCUUGCAGCAGUAUGGGGUGCGGAAGUUGGAGCUAUUUAUAUCCUUUCUGGUCCUCACCAUAGCCAGCUGUUUCUUUGUAGAGAUAAAAUAUGCAAAUAUAUCCAUUCACAAAGUCAUUGAAGGGCUGUUUAUACCAAAACUAAGCAGUCAUGGAGCAACUGGAAUAGCAAUCUCUCUUCUUGGUGCAAUGGUCAUGCCGCAUAACUUAUUUUUACAUUCAGCUCUUGUACUGUCAAGGAAAACUCCCAGAACAGUUCAGGGAAUCAAGGAUGGAUGCAGAUACAAUAUUAUUGAAUGCAGUUUGGCUCUUCUGUUGUCUUUUGCAAUCAAUGUUGCUGUUGUAUCAGUUAGUGGAGCUGUCUGUAGCAGUACAGGGCUUUCAGAUGAAGAUAAAAAAAACUGCAGUAGCCUUGAUCUGAACCAUGCACCUUUCUUGCUAAAACAUGUUCUUGGGGGCUGGAGUUCAACAUUAUUUGCUAUUGCUCUGCUAGCUUCUGGACAAAGUUCAACCAUAACAGGAACCUAUGCUGGCCAGUAUGUUAUGCAGGGCUUUCUACAGUUGCGGUUUGCACCAUGGGCUCGAAAUUUGCUCACGAGGUGUGUUGCAAUUGUACCUAGCUUGGUUGCUGCUCUUAUUGGAGGUCUCAGGGGUGCUGGAAAACUCAUUAUCAUCUCUUCGAUGAUUCUUUCCUUUGAGCUUCCAUUUGCUCUUCUUCCACUUUUAAAAUUUACAAGCAACAAUGUUAAGAUGGGUCCUCACGUCAAUUCGAAAAAGGAAAUGAUGUGGGGCCCAUCACAAAGUUGUUGAUUUCUUGUUUUGAAGUGUUAGAUUGGAUCUCAUAUUUAGUGAUAUGAAUAGUAUUGAAAAGAAAUCCAAAUGGGCAUGUGAUAACUUGAAACUCUGGUGACACCGAUACAUAAUUACCUGGAAGCUUGUACCCUGGCCCUUGUUGAGUCUCAGAAACACCUCCUGGUCUCAAAAACAUGUAUGGGGAAGUCCCGAGAUGUAAGGAAACUUCAAUGGGUGUCUCUUUAGUGUUUAUACAUCUCUCAAAAUGAUCCUGUUUGUAAUUUCUCCUCUGCGCCUAGUAACUAGCUUAAGAGAAUUAAAUGAAACAAAGAAGAAUUCUCGUAAGCAUGUAUUUUGUAUGAAAAUUUAUGUUUUCUACUAUAGAAUUUUGUAUCAAAAUAUGAAGGGUCAAGAUGUCAUUGUCCAGAAAGUUUAUUAAUUGAUUGAAAUGUGAAAGUGGGGUACUCCAUACUAGUGACUUAGGAAUUGUUUCAAAGAUAUAUUCAACAAUUGCUAGCAACAUAGCUUAUGUAGAGUUACAGAUACAAUGAAGUGCAAGAGCAAAGUAAUUAUAUU
Cryptomeria japonica (Japanese cedar) is the source of this 2138-nucleotide messenger RNA. RefSeq names its product metal transporter Nramp6. Gene Ontology annotation, molecular function: cadmium ion transmembrane transporter activity; manganese ion transmembrane transporter activity. Gene Ontology annotation, cellular component: membrane. Bases 249 to 1580 code for a protein of 443 amino acids. The record is from RefSeq and is a predicted model, not a curated record. Gene Ontology annotation, biological process: metal ion transport. The transcript has 13 exons. Lineage: Eukaryota; Viridiplantae; Streptophyta; Pinopsida; Cupressales; Cupressaceae.